UAAAAAUCUUAUUAAUCUUGCACUCAACUGUAUAAAUUCAACCUUUAACGUACCAAGGUGAAAACCCGACCAAUUGCCAGAACUAUUGGCGGUUUCUGCAAGCGUUGUUUUUUGUUGUUGGCGACUCGGUAAGUCGCAGGCAAAAUUUCAGCUUGUCAAUUGCACUCGUAAUUGGCAAUUGCAUUUGCUCCGCACAUUGGGCAAAAGGAGCGCCUGGGGGAAAUGGCACGCAAGAACCACAUGUACAACGCAAUACCCGCCGGCCUGGAAUCGGACGAGGAGGAGAUGGAGAACCUGAUGGCCAAUCUAAAGAUCAAGCGACUGGAGGACAUCACAACAGGUGCCGGCAUCAACGGACGCAACUUCGACGCCACGUUGGACGCGGAGGCGGAAGAGUUCUUCAAGCUAUUCCGCGAAAAGUGGAACAUGUACAGCAAAAACAUGUCGCCGCAUCUUCGGAAGGAGUUUGGCAAGGCUCUAAUGGCCCACCAGGAACCGCUCUUGUUGGCCUUGAAGAUCUUUGCCAACUGCCCCGACAGCAGCAACAUCAAGCCGAAGAGCUUGUCGCACUUUGUGCUGGACACGGUGUGCAAGCUCCACGAGGAGUUCCCACAUCUCAGCGAGGGCUGUGACCCCAACACAAGCAUGAUUGCCUUUAACUUUGUCAAGACCUCCGGACUUUUGACCCUCAACAAAGCUGUGAUCUGUGCCUACAGCCUACGCGAAAUCCGCGACCUGCUUUUGCCCAAGCUUCGAGAGCUUCUCGACUGCGGUCACUACAAGGAAGUGACACAAUGGUCAAUCAACCUGCAGCUGACGGACGAGUUCGACAUGCUGGAGCUGGCCUUUCCGCUAAUUGCCAUCGAAAAGCUACCACUGGCUGAGGAGUAUUUGGAUCAUGCUACGCAACAGCGCCUGCCUUUCGUGAAGUUCUUGGAUUCGCUGCUUCACAAGGAGAAGCCGGUUAUUGAGCUCUGUGAGCAUCUGCUGGAACGCUACAAGAAUUUAAAAAUCUCGCACCAUGUGCUAAGCUAUCGGCCCAUUGCAAAGAUCGUGGCGCGGCUGGCCAAGAAAUAUGGAUUUAAUGAUGCCGUUACGCCCAACUACAAAUUCACCAAGACGUGCAGCUAUCUGCACUACCUGUACCGUGAGUACGAGAAGACGCGUAUUAACCUGGCCAGUUUCCGGGAGCUGGUGAGCGUCCAUGCAUACGACUACGCCCUGCGCUCAGAUUUCGUUAGCUAUAUUGCCUCGGCAGGGGCUCAUUCGGAAGCCAUUUACUGGUAUAACGAGUUUAAUCUGAAUGCGAAUGAUUGCCCGCUGGAGAUUAAGGCGCAGGUCGCUCAAAAUGGCGCUGGAAAAGCGACUGGCCGGGAAUCCGACGGCCAGGAGAACUGCGCGGCAAGUGGCUGUGAUAUGUACCUGACCAUGGACCUUCCCGACGAGUGCCUAACCAUUGUGGACAAGGCAGAGGAGUUCGAUCGCAUGCUGUGUCAUCUUCAGCAGGAGCACAUCGUUUAUCUGGACUCUGAGUGGAUGCAGAACGUGUGUGGGGACAAUCAGCUGUGCGUGCUGCAGAUCGCCACCGGCCACAAUGUCUACCUGAUCGAUUGUCUAGCUAGAGAAAGUUUGCGAUCGGAGCAUUGGCGGAUGCUGGGUGCUAACAUCUUCAAUAACGUGAACAUUCUCAAGGUGGGCUUCUCCAUGGUCAGCGAUCUCAGCGUUUUGCAGCGUUCCCUGCCACUGCAGCUCCGCUUGCAAAUGCCUCACCACUACCUGGACCUGCGUAAUCUCUGGCUGGAGCUCAAGAAGCAACGCUUCGGCGUGGAGCUGCCCUAUGGCAAUCUUAACCGAACCGGCGACGCCCUCACAGAUCUCUCGUUGGCGUGUCUUGGAAAGAAGUUAAACAAGUCGAACCAGUGCUCCAACUGGGCAAAUCGACCGCUCCGACGAGAGCAGAUUAUCUAUGCAGCCAUCGAUGCGCGUUGUCUUUUGCUAAUAUACAACACGCUAUUGGCCCGUGUUCCCAACAUUCACUUGGCAAUUGAGAAGAGUAUCGCCAGUAAUAACUUCCUAAGGCGUGGCGCCAACAUCAAGUGAUUGAGGAGUUGCGCCCAUAUAUAUAUCCAUGCACUCCCUUGACGGAUAACCAUUCUCACGUAGAAAACGACAAAGGCUUUAGCCCAACAUAAACUGAGUUCAAAAGUUAAAGUUGAAAAGAGUAUUUAACGUACAUUUAGUGACUAGCAAUGCAGCUUGAUUGAGGGCUUGGACACAUGUUACAAAUCAGAAGCAAAGCAUGUGCAAGCCGAAAAUAAUUCAUGAAUUUGAUUACAUUAUGAUUUCGUUUCUCGUUGUACAUACCUUAUAUACACUUACAUUAUUCCAAUUAAUAGAGUGAUUGUAUUAUUUUGUAUUUUCUGUUAUGGCCGUAAAACGAGCCUUUUAUUUACCCUCACGCAUAAUCAAAAAUGAAUAAAAGCAAUGAAUAGGA
Messenger RNA from Drosophila ficusphila, 2494 nucleotides. It is a transcript of the gene Nbr, whose product is annotated as exonuclease mut-7 homolog. Gene Ontology annotation, molecular function: 3'-5' exonuclease activity; nucleic acid binding. Gene Ontology annotation, biological process: nucleobase-containing compound metabolic process. Bases 223 to 2100 code for a protein of 625 amino acids. The transcript is spliced from 3 exons. The record is from RefSeq and is a predicted model, not a curated record. Lineage: Eukaryota; Metazoa; Arthropoda; Insecta; Diptera; Drosophilidae.